Coffea arabica (coffee) is the source of this 594-nucleotide messenger RNA. NCBI's taxonomy places the organism in Eukaryota, Viridiplantae, Streptophyta, Magnoliopsida, Gentianales, Rubiaceae. The record is from RefSeq and is a predicted model, not a curated record.
AUGUUGCAGUUAGCGGAACGCUGGCCAUGGAAUCAACAGGUUCUCCAAUUACACAAGCAAGAAGAUGCAGUUCUGUGGUGGGCAUAUGCAACUGGGAAGGGUGCAAUUGGACGCGUUGCAAUGAGCAGUGUAAUAAUGCAUAUUCCGGCCGCAAUCCCAAAGCUUUUUGCCAACCAGGAGUAUGCAGUUGCGAAUAUGAUUGCUGGGAUACAUCCUCAGAACAUGAGCUAUGUUGUUGGUUACGGCAUUAAAUAUCCUUUGCAUGUCCAUCAUAGAGGUGCAUCCAUCCCUCAUAACGGCAUUAAGUACAGUUGCACUGGAGGAUGGAAAUGGAGGGAUACACCAAAGGCAAAUCCAAAUACCAUUGUUGGAGCUCUGGUGGCAGGUCCUGACGAGAAUGAUGGCUUUAAGGACAACCGGAGGAUGAUGAACUACACGGAGCCCAGACUGGCAGGGAAUGCUGGUUUGGUUGGUGCUCUUGUUGCCCUAUCAGGUGAUGGGAGCAUACGAAUCAACAAAAGUAGUAUGUUCUCAUUUGUGCCAGCAGCAAAGUUUCCACCUCCACCACCGCCCCCAACUCCUUGGAUCCACUAA